CUGCUCACAUCGGCUGAGCAGCCAGGGAGGAGAACAACGGAGCGGCCAGCUGACCUGCUUGAUUGCCAAACAACCAGAUAGUAGCGUACGGCCAUAAAAUAGUAGUUAAGUAGAUAAGGAGUAUCGUUUUUGUUUAUUUAUAGGAUUAUUACAGAGUUGGGGACGUAUGCAGCGGUGAUAUCCACUCCUAGCGGCGGCUGGAGGCAGCUAGCCGGUUAGCUGGUACUGACUGACGGGGGAGGCUGUGUGGAAAAACCGCUGGUAACAUCAGCCAACGCGAAAACACUAAGAAAGGAAAAGAUAAAAGACUUUUAAAAAAGUUGAAAUUACAUAUAGUUUCAUUAAUAGGGACCGCCGUGCCGUACUAAGUUAAGCAGUUAAGUUUCUUGAGACAAGCUAACUUAGCUAUUGUUAGGUAGCCUCAUCUGUAAAUAGUGGAUUUGGGUAGCUUUAGCUAACUUUGCCAGAAAAACACAAUGAGCUCUGAAGAGGCUGCAGCGUCCACUAAACCCGCUCCGGAUGAUGAUGGCAUGACAUGGUGGUACCGAUGGCUCUGCAAAAUAGCGGGGGUUCUGGGAGGAAUAUCCUGUGCCAUCGCAGGAGUGUGGAACUGUGUCACUGUGAACCCUUUAAACAUUGCUGCUGGAGUAUGGAUGGUGUUGAACGCCUUUGUGCUGUUCCUAUGUGAGGUCCCAUUCUGUUGCCAGUUCAUAGAGUUUGCUAAUGCAGUGGCCGCCCGCGCAGACAAACUGAAACCCUGGCAGAAAGCCUUCUUCUACUGCGGGAUGGCUCUCUUUCCCAUAUUCUUGAGUUUCUCCUUUACAACCUUGUUUGGAAACGCCAUCGCCUUCGCUACAGGAGUUCUGUACGGCCUUGCGUCUUUAGGCAAAAAGGGAGACGCAGUGACUUAUGCCAGACUGCAGCAUCAGAAACAAGGGGAUGAAGAGAGGAUGACAGGAACAACAAACGGCGCUCCAGAGUGAGGCAUCCGCCUUCCCGCCCUUCCUCUUCCUCUCUUUUCUUACUGAAGAUUAUUUUUCUCCCUGUCCUCCAUCCAUCCUACCUCUUCCUCCAUUACUCCUUCCCUCUAUUCCAUUUCUGUCACCAAAUAACAACGGUACUGAGUUUAUUUAUUUGGUUAAACUGUUGCAUUCUUGUUCUCCUGACCUAAUAGUAUCCAAACAGACUGACGUUGGAUUCAGUCCAUUAUUUGGUACCUGGCGUGUAAAUGGGAUUUGUCAUUGUGAUUUGAUGGUUUGUUUUUAUGUUUUUAAUUAUUCCUAUGGGUUGUAUUUAUUAUUUGUUUCCCUUUGUUGUUUUGCUGCUGUCAGUUAUUAAACCCCUUUUUUUGGUGGGAAAAAUUUUGUGAGUUACAUCUUUGUAGCCCGAGCCUUUCAGGAAAUCUGAAUAGAAAUAAUGUGAUUGUAAAAUGUACAUAUUUGACUUCAGGUCAUUCACUAUGACUUUCAGGCUGUGAUUCAGAGUUGUCUGACUGAGGGAGUGCAGGGAGUAAAGAAAGGUCAAAUGAUGAGGAACUUUCCCAUUAAAGCCCUGUUUCAACCAAAAGUUCCAGGUAAUUUGGAACCAGAGGAACUAAACUUGAAACUAAAAGUCCCUGUAGUGCAUUCCUGUUUGCUUUUCCACCGCAUCUAAGAAACCAGGUAGAUCAUGCAGGUUAGACCCAGAAGGAAUUAAAAAAUGAGGGCGGCGCUUGAAACGUAGCAUUCACACAUCAGGAAAAAAACAACACAGACUUAUCUUGUUGUUCUUUGUAUUUACUAUGACAUGAGUUGGAUGUAAUGAAUG
Molecule: messenger RNA, 1806 nt
Organism: Thunnus maccoyii (southern bluefin tuna)
Lineage: Eukaryota; Metazoa; Chordata; Actinopteri; Scombriformes; Scombridae
Gene: cacfd1
Product: calcium channel flower domain containing 1
Exons: 5
Coding region: 477-983 (168 amino acids)
Biological process (GO): vesicle-mediated transport
Cellular component (GO): membrane
Source: RefSeq, a predicted model, not a curated record